Messenger RNA from Aspergillus wentii DTO 134E9, 1268 nucleotides. RefSeq lists its product as uncharacterized. Bases 36 to 986 code for a protein of 316 amino acids. The transcript is spliced from 2 exons. The record is from RefSeq and is a predicted model, not a curated record. NCBI's taxonomy places the organism in Eukaryota, Fungi, Ascomycota, Eurotiomycetes, Eurotiales, Aspergillaceae.
UUGACUGCGACCAAUUAAACAAUCCAACCCCCAGCAUGAGCGGCAAACAACGCAGCACCCGGCUAACGCCUUCAAUGCCGCCAUCAGAGCCGAAUUUUGACGUCAAGGAUUCUUCAUUUUUCAGUAAAUGGGAUAAUCUACCUUCCCCAGAAGAGGUUUAUGAACAAGCAAAAGCCAAACAUCUUGCAGGUGCCAAUCUGGACAACAGAAGGAGAGUUUAUGAGAAAGGCCGUAAUGCGCGACCGUCGCCAGUGGUGUUUGAAGAUCUCGGGCUGCUUGUCAAGUGGGGGAGUGAGAUGAAUAUAUCAGAGGCUCAGUCCCUUUAUGCUAUUGCGCGAUCUCUCAAGGGUGGCAUUCCGGUUCCUGAGGUAUAUGGGUGGCGUACUGAAGGAGAGGAGACGUUUAUUUACAUGGAACAUAUCAAAGGCCAGACUUUGGAGCAGGUAUGGGAUACCAUGGAACCUGAGGACCGCAUUUCAGUAUCCCAUGAACUCCGGGCAGCCUUGGACAAUCUCCGUCAACUUGAACAGGAUCCGUCAGACCCUUUUAUAGGCAAUGUUGUACGAGGCCCUCUUUAUGACAGAGUAUUCCACAUCGAAUACAUGUCAGAAGCAGGACCAUUCCCCACAGUGCGUGCAUUCCAUGACUGGUGGACAUUUCUCCAUCGAAGACGAAUGUCCGAUCCACACUCAGUGCCAAUUGAGCCAUUUCGAUAUGGACUGCCAGAUGACAGCAGCAUUAAAUUUACCCAUGGCGAUCUGCACCCGAGUAACAUCAUUCUUACAUCCUCUUAUCCCUAUCGUGUCCUUGCCGUUAUUGACUGGGAACAGUCAGGUUGGUUACCUGAAUACUGGGAGACCCGAAAGGCCCGGCUCACUCAUAAUAGGAGUGAAGGAUGGUCGAGUAGAUACCUUCCCAUGAUUAUGGAUCAGUACACUAGCACCUGGGAUCCAUGGGACUACUAUAUAAUGUCUAUGGGAUGCUAGGCCAGGCACAGGAUAAUUAUGUACCACUUUUAUUAUUGUUAUUCUGAUGAUACACCCACACCCUGUUUAGUAACGACCGCCACUAUUUCUGUUUUCCAUCCAGAUCCGUGAACAACUCGUAUCCAAAGUCUGCGCUCGAGUCGUUGAAGCGACGUUUCUUGUCAAUCGAGUUGAUCUUAUUCAGGUCCGCAGCUUCAAGCUUGAAAUCACUCUGAAGGUUCUCAGCGAUUCGUUGUGGUGUCUUGGAUUUGGGGAUGACGGCGCGGCCAUGUGCGAUGCCCC